CGCGAAUGUCGUCGUGGAUUCUGUCGCCGGAUCGGGGAAAACCACCUGCAACCUGUUCUUGGCCACGCAGUUUGUGAAGUUGAACAAGAAGAUUCUCCUGCUGACCUACAACGCAAAGUUGAAAGUGGAAACGCGCACGAAGAUCGACAAGAUGGGGCUGGGCAAAACGGUGGAGUGCCACACCUACCAUUCCUUCGCUGUGAAGUACUACGAGGACAAGGCCUUUCGG
This is a messenger RNA of Amoebophrya sp. A120, 229 nucleotides long. The record is from the annotation of a GenBank genome assembly. Lineage: Eukaryota; Dinophyceae; Syndiniales; Amoebophryaceae.